Lottia gigantea (owl limpet) is the source of this 399-nucleotide messenger RNA. RefSeq lists its product as hypothetical. The record is from RefSeq and is a predicted model, not a curated record. Gene Ontology annotation, biological process: positive regulation of Rho protein signal transduction. The annotation marks the transcript as partial. Lineage: Eukaryota; Metazoa; Mollusca; Gastropoda; Lottiidae. Gene Ontology annotation, molecular function: actin binding. The transcript has a single exon.
CAAGUAUCGAAAUGGAAACAAAAAGAGAUAGAUCAUAGAGAGAAACAGUUAAUUAAUCCGUUUUCGGAAUGGGAAGGUGCUUCUCAUCGAGCUAAAUUAGACAAAAACGAUCCGGACUAUGGAAAACCUGUACCAGGGUCGUUAACUGAAAUUCGCGGGAAACAAGCGGCCAAUCAAAUAUUCGCUGAAAUAAGGGAACUUUGUCAUGCUAUCGAUGCUCUUGGUGAGAAAGGCGAGGAUGAUAGAAUGAGAAUAACAUUCGGGAAACUAUUUUCAGCGUAUGAAAAAGUGUCUAAUAAAGUUGUGGGUAUGUUGAUGAGGGCUAGGAAACGUGAAUGUGUAAGUUUUGAAGGUGAAAUGUUGUAUCAAGGCAGAGACGAGGGUGUGUUAAUAACUUUG